Messenger RNA from Zea mays, 2569 nucleotides. RefSeq lists its product as uncharacterized. The transcript is spliced from 5 exons. The record is from RefSeq and is a predicted model, not a curated record. Gene Ontology annotation, biological process: cell surface receptor signaling pathway; protein phosphorylation. The coding region runs from base 60 to 2249 and encodes 729 amino acids. Gene Ontology annotation, cellular component: plasma membrane. NCBI's taxonomy places the organism in Eukaryota, Viridiplantae, Streptophyta, Magnoliopsida, Poales, Poaceae. Gene Ontology annotation, molecular function: protein serine/threonine kinase activity; polysaccharide binding; ATP binding.
GCUGAUCAAACAAGCACAAUUUUUUUUUUUUUUGCAUUGUGACCACCAUAGCACACACGAUGUACUGCUACCAUGGCAAGAACUCCACGGCCGGUACAGUACCGAUGCUCCUGCUGCUGCUGCUGCUCCUCUUCAGCCUCACGGCGACGCUGCAGUUCCAAGGCAAGACGACGGCGCUGGCUCUGCCAGGACCCGGCUGCCUCAGGUACUGCGGCGACGUUGAGAUCCAGUACCCGUUCGGGGUCGGCCAUGGCUGCGCUAUGGAAGGGUUCGAGCUCCGCUGCAACAGGAGUGCUGUCGACGGCCACAGCUUCUUGACGAUCUUCGGCAUAAUCCCGUCGACCAAGAAGAUCGACUGCGAUAUCUGGGGCAAGGAUCUCUCCGGCACGCCGUUUAGGUAUUCAGGGAAGUCCAACAUGUUCACGGUUAUCGGCAUCAACGCUCUCGCAUACAUGGCGGACAAUACUCAUGUGAUUGGGUGUGUGUCGCAGAGCAAACCCUACGGCGACCUCGAGGCACAAGAUGGCAAGUGUGACGGCGACAGUGCCGGCUGCUGCCAGGCUGCACUCGCCGACGACAUGAACUUUGACGACAUAGGUUUCAGUCCGGAUCACAAUACGACGGAUUACUACGAACACAGAAACGCCACAGACAGGCGGGCAGAUUACCGAGGCUACGCUGUGGUUAUGGAGACCGACAAAUUCCAGUUCAAGACAACAUAUCUGAACACAACAGCAUUUCUUGAUGAGAAUGCUGGCGGCCGUGUCCCGGCCAUCCUGAUCUGGGAAGUGGGCAACGAGACCUGCGAUGUUGCGACGAAGAAAGAGGAUUCCUAUGCUUGCCUCAGCGCUAACAGCGUGUGCGUCAAUUCCAGCAGUGGAGGCUACCUCUGCAACUGCAGCCAAGGGUUCGAGGGCAAUCCUUACCUUCCUGAUGGAUGCAAAGAUAUUGAUGAGUGUGUUGCUAAACCACCUCCAUGCGCUAGAUGCAAGAACAAACCUGGAGGUUACGAUUGUCCGACACCCUUGAACAUUACGGCGCUACUAUCAGUGGGUUCAAGCAUCGGUGUGGCUGUUGUGGCCUCGGCCGUCGUCUGUACGUACUUGACCCAUGAGAGGAAGAAGCUGACCAAAAUCAAGCGGAAGUAUUUCCAACAGCACGGCGGGAUGCUUCUGCUGCACGAGAUAAGCCUAAAGCAAGGAACUGCCUUCACCGUCUUCACAGAAGCAGAGCUCAUCGAGGCGACCGGCAACUUCGCUGACAAGAACAUCCUUGGCCGCGGUGGCUUCGGCACCGUCUACAGGGGCCUGCUCAAGGACGGCGGUGUCGUCGCGGUUAAACGGUGCGUCUCGUCGAUGGCCAGCGAGCAGCAGCAGAAGGAGUUCGGCAAGGAGAUGCUCAUCCUCUCCCAGAUCAACCACAAGAACAUCGUCAAGCUCCUGGGCUGCUGCCUCGAAGUGGAGGUCCCGAUGCUAGUCUACGAGUUCAUCCCCAAUGGCACGCUGUUCCAGUUCAUCCAUGGUGACGGUGGCUCUCGCAGCGCCCCCUUCUCGGUUCGGAUACGCAUCGCCCUCGAGUCCGCGCUGGCGCUGUCCUACCUCCACUCGUGGGCGUCGCCACCGAUCCUCCACGGCGACGUCAAGUCGUCCAACAUACUCCUGGACCAGAACUACGAGGCGAAGGUGUCGGACUUCGGGGCCUCGAUCCUGGCGCCGGCGGACAAGAGCCAGUUCAUGACCCUGGUGCAGGGGACCUGCGGGUACCUGGACCCCGAGUACAUGCAGACCUGCCAGCUGACGGACAAGAGCGACGUGUACAGCUUCGGCGUCGUCCUCCUGGAGCUGCUCACCGGCAGCACGGCGUUCAACCUGGAAGGCCCCGAGAGCGAGCGGAGCCUCUCGCUGCGCUUCCUGAACGCCAUGAAGGAGCGCAGGCUCGGGGAUAUCAUCGACGGCCGCAUCAAGGCCGACAGCGACGCCGCGCUGCUCGAGGAGGUCGCGGAGCUCGCGCUGCAGUGCCUGGACAUGGUCGGCGAGAGGCGGCCGACCAUGAGAGAUGUCGCCGAGAGGCUGGACGUGCUGGCCAAGGCCAUGCAGCAGCAGCACCCGUGGGUGCCAGCGCAGCAUAGACCGGAGGAGAUGGAGAGCCUUCUUGGGGAGUCGCCGGUGGCCAGCGCGGAGAUGACCAGCACCGGAAACUUCAGCAUGGAGGAGAGGAUCGUGCAUGGGCUGCUGGAUUCUGGGCGUUAGAAUAGGCCAUGCUACAAUAGUACCACGUAUUUUCGGAGAUGGUCCGAUUCUCAUGUGUUUCUUUGUAAUGGAAUGCCAAAAUUCGUUAGAACUUGUCAUACACACGCCGAAGAACACCUCCAGUGCAAAGCCACGCAUAUUUAGACGAGAGUAUAAUAUGGAUACUGGGUUAGCUGUGUCUGAUAAGGUAAGAAUAUAUAUCGACAUUUUAUAUAGUCGUCUGCUCUCUCCUGCGGUGGCGCACGGCAGCCCGCAGCCUAGAGAUGUAAAAUGUACAUGGUAUCGAUCCAAUUCAUAUCUGAGUCCGAGUAUUUAGUAUU